AUUUCAUAGUUUCCUUAUACGUAGGAGAAAAUCUAAUUCACGCUUUAAUAUUACGGAUGUUCUGGUCGGCUUAUUUUCUACACAACUUAUUAUGGAAAGCUAUGCACUUUACUUCGAUUCGCUUGAAAUGCUGGCUGUUUAGAUAAAUUCCAUGAAUUCUACUAUAAUUACGUUAUGAAAUAUAACAUGCUAACACUUGAAUUGGAAUGUCACAUUUCAUUCUGGAUAACAUUUUAAAUAAUUAGUAUAAAUAUUUUAAUUUGUUUAAAGUUUAGAACAUGAUGGAUUUUCAGAUUUCACUAAAGGCGGUUUUCUUCUGUUUGAUGUCACAGUACAUACAUUAAUUAAAAACUUUUCUCAUUAAACUCUUUCAUUUUAAUUAAGAAAUAUUAAGAGCCAAUGAGUUAAUCUUACAAUGGUAAUAUUCUUCAAUUCUGGGUGAAAAGCCUACUUUUACGCAGAGUUCAAUCAUUCAGGCAAAAGCAACGUCGUGUAAGGAAGCGAUUCUGAAGUGGGAAGAGAAGUCCGGCGAAUCUGCGAGUGAACAGAAGGAAAUUCUACUAUGCUUUCAAUGGCCUCCUAUAGAUAAAAUGGAUAACAGUUUAGCCGGCCUAACCAAUGUUCAAAAGCUCUCUCUCUCCACGAAUAUGAUUGAAAAAAUAUCUGGAAUUAAUUCGUUGAGGCAUUUAAAAAUACUCUCUUUGGGUCGAAAUUACAUCAAGACCUUCUCUGGCUUGGAGGCUGUGGGAGAGCAUCUAGAAGAAUUAUGGAUAUCUUAUAAUAUGAUAGAGAAAAUUAAGGGUGUCAAUGUUUUGAAAGCGUUAAAGGUGCUAUAUAUGGGUAACAACCUUGUCAAGGACUGGGCGGAAUUUAAUAGGCUUCAAGAGAUUCCCCAUCUUGAGGAUUUGUUGUUUAUUAAUAAUCCCAUUUGUGAGAAUAUGGAUACUGAGACUUGGCGCGCCCAAGUUAUUAGAAGAUUGCCAGCUUUAAAGAAACUCGACUCAAUACCUGUUGUCCAUGGUGGUGACGAAUAAACGCCAGAUUAAUAUACAUUGACGAAUUUACGCAUCAAUAAAAAAUUUGUUUUCAUACAUAUAUAUAUAUAUAUAUAUAUAUAUAUAUAUAUAUAUAUAUUUU
Cephus cinctus (wheat stem sawfly) is the source of this 1137-nucleotide messenger RNA. Its product is annotated as dynein light chain 1, axonemal-like. Gene Ontology annotation, molecular function: protein kinase binding. The coding region runs from base 591 to 1034 and encodes 147 amino acids. The record is from RefSeq and is a predicted model, not a curated record. The transcript has 3 exons. Gene Ontology annotation, cellular component: cytoplasm. NCBI's taxonomy places the organism in Eukaryota, Metazoa, Arthropoda, Insecta, Hymenoptera, Cephidae.